This is a messenger RNA of Racocetra persica, 528 nucleotides long. Lineage: Eukaryota; Fungi; Glomeromycota; Glomeromycetes; Diversisporales; Gigasporaceae. The record is from the annotation of a GenBank genome assembly.
AUGUUAAUUGUUGAAAAAAUAAAAGAAGAACAAGCAGAAAUUUUAGCUUCAGAUAAAGAAGUUAAUUCUGUACAAAAAAAAUUACAUACAACUUAUAAUACUACAAAAAAAUCAAAACAAAAAAUAAUUAAUUUAGCCUCUAAUGAUCAAAUUGGUAUUAUACUUGUACUUGAUGAUUGGAAAAAUAUCUGUAAUCAAUCAUUGCUUGGUAGUACAUUAAUACUUUCCUCUAGUGUUUCUUUAAUUUGGAAAGCAAUUGAUAUUAGUGAAAAUUUACAAGAUGAAAUUGAAACAGACAAAAGUGAAAGCGAUUAUAGUAUUUCUUUAUUAGAUAAUGAAAAUGAAAUAUAUGCUCAAAAAACAAUAAGCGAUUCUGAGGAUAUUAGAUUAGAACAAGCUUGGAAAAAUGUAGUUAAAAACUGGUUUAAUAUACUAUCAGAAGAAAAUAAUGAAGAAAAUCAAUUAACAGAUUCAAAAUCUAAACAAGAUAUUACAAUUUAUUCUGUUAAUAAUUCUAAAGGCAAAUAG